Molecule: messenger RNA, 450 nt
Organism: Actinia tenebrosa (Australian red waratah sea anemone)
Lineage: Eukaryota; Metazoa; Cnidaria; Anthozoa; Actiniaria; Actiniidae
Source: RefSeq, a predicted model, not a curated record
AACAGCUCGUCCAGACAGCACUACAAAAACAGAAUCGUAGAACACUGGCAGGCAUUCAAUCCAACACAGGUUCGAUUGUCGUUGUACAAGAACAAGACAGAGGUUGUUCGUUUGGUAUUCAACGCCAAAGGAUCUACAAAGACCAACUGGUUUUCUCGUGAUCGUCUUCUAACAAGUCCUUGGACAGACAUACAUUCCCAGCCUGUCAACCACUUUUCCAUAACUGGUGAAAUAGGAGUUGUUGUGAGGCGAUCGUUUUACAUUAACAGUUUAUACGAUGAUUGUAAUGAUGUGGGCUGGAUGGGUCUUAUAGAGCUGAUCCCUGGCCCUUGUCCCUACGAAAACAAACAGCCCCUGUUUUCGAUAUUAUACCCUUCAGGAAGCCAACGCGUGAUAUUUUCUAAGUCAGAUGUGGGCGUAGCCGAUACGAUGGCGAUAUGCAUACGAUGA